AUUGCACUUUAUCCAUUUCGAUUCUCUAUCCACCACAAUUGAAUUACUUACUCAACUGAACUUCCAUUCUCUGCUUCUUCCUCCUAUGUCUCUCUUCUCACAAACCAUAGAAAGUGAGAAUAAUCGAUUAAAUUCAUAAUCUAACCAACUAACUUUUUUGCAUUUCAAUUUAUGCUAUGAUUCUAAACGUAUCACCUCCUUCCUUCUCUCGCACACUUCCUCACCCUUCAAUUAAACUCUCUGAAACUUGUUCCAACCGCAACACCAACGCUUCUUAUCCUCUUCUCAUUUUCACAACUUCAUCGUUUCCUAAACCAUUCAAAUUUCUCAAUCUCAAAGCUUCCGUUAGCGAAAGCCAAAAUGAAACUUCUAAUUCCAACUUAUUGGAUCAACAGUUUCUUCUCCGAAUUGCUGCAACCGCUAAAGACGCUGACGAGGCAUUGCAGUUAAUUGCUGAUAACUCUUCCACUAACGGUGGUAUAGUUUCUACCGCUGAUUGUUGCUCUAUUAUUUCCAACGCGCUUGAUCGGAAUAAUCACCAACUUGCUUUGUCCAUUUUCUAUGCCAUGCGCUCCACUUUUCAUCAAGUUGGUGAGACUGGCCCUUUAGUCGAGAGAUGGAAGUGGUCAAGGCCAAAUGCACGCGUUUAUACAAUGUUGAUUCAGGGGUUGGCUGCAUCUUUGAGGGUUUCAGAUGCUCUUAGUGUGGUUAAAUAUAUCUGUGAAGUGGGUGUCUCUCCUUCUGAGGAGGUUCCCUUUGGGAAGAUAGUGAGGUGUCCUAGUUGUCAGAUAGCUGUUGCAGUUGCACAGCCACAGCAAGGUAUUCAGAUAGUAUCUUGUGCAAAGUGCCGCUACCAAUACGAACUUGUUUCAGGAGACAUAGUCAGCAUUCAAUCAGAAGAAAUCAGCAUGGACGUUGCAGCAUGGGAAAAGGGGUUAAGAUUCCUGAAACUGAUGAAGCAAGGCAUUCCUUCUGCUGUUCACUCUAUUGUGGUGCAGACCCCUUCUGGUAUGGCUCGAACUCACAGAUUUGCAACUGAGACAGUUGAUCUACCAGCACAAGAAGGCGAAAGGGUAACUGUUGCUGUGGCAGCUCCAUCAAAUGUAUAUAGAAAGUUGGGGCCCUUUAAAGUAAGUUCAAGAUCCCCGGAUUUAUAUCCUGGUGAGGCUAUGUGCAUAACAAACCACAAAGAUGGACGGGAAUCACGUCUUGUAAGAGCCCCUAGAAAAGAUGAAAAUUCAUCAUUACUAAAACCUUCCAUUCUCUUUCCACUUAUUGCUUUGUUUGCCACCGGUGAUGCUGCCUCUGGACUUAUUGACCCCAGCCUGCCUCAAUUCCUAUCAGUUGCUGCAGUUUCAUCUCUUGCUGUUGGCUCUGCAUUGAAUUCCUUUGUUUUGCCCAAGUUUAAUCAGCUUCCGCAAAGAUCAGUGGAAGUAACUGCUAUCAAACAACGUCUUUUAUCUCAAUAUGACAUGCUUCAGUCGCGCAUCAAUGACCUAAAAGAAGCAGCUGAAAAAGAGGUUUGGAUGUUAGCCCGGAUGUGCCAACUUGAGAAUAAAAUUUCAGCUGUUGGAGAACCUUCUUAUCGGGCUCGGAUAAGUAAAGUCAAAAGGGUCCGAGAGAGCCUGCAAAACUCCCUCCAGGGACGAAUUGAACUGAUUGCUAGCUAUGCUAGGAUUUCCUCAAUGAUUGAAAUUGAAGUGGAGAUGGAAACUGAUGUUCUGGCUGCUGGAACUACUAGUGAUGUGGAUGGUUUCACUGAUCAGAUAGAGCAAAUCAUGGAGCUUGAAAAUUUAGAGGAGAGAUGGAAAAUGCAAGCAGAAGCAAAUGAUGAGGCCGAAAGACUUCUUAGCUCCCAACCAGUCCCUUUGGACGAAGUUUAAAGAUUUAUAGAUGUGUCUGAUUAGUACUGCUACAUCAUUAGUUUAGUUGAAGCCUCACUUCCAUGCUCAAUGAUCUGUUCUUGAAUGAGCAAAAGAGCAGCUUCCAGUCACCUUUAUCUUUUUAGCAUACAGAUUUUUGAAAUUUUGGUAUCUUAGAACAAUUGCCAUCAUCAAUUCUCGAGAAGGACUGCCUUGUAUAUUAUGAUCAUAAAUAUGGGAAUUGGCAUCUAAUUGCAAAUAUUUGUCAGCCCCGAAACCCAAUCUCCUCUUGGCUUUUAAGUCAGAGGUAAAUAGCAGCAUAUGAUGUUGUAAAUCCUCUGUUAAUCAUCUUGGUACUGUAUUGGUUAAGGAUCAUAUUGUUAAAAUAUCUGUGUUUAUAUUGUGUGAAUUGACUUCAAUCAAUUUAUCAGAAUGUAUCCAUUGACCAA
Messenger RNA from Trifolium pratense (red clover), 2311 nucleotides. RefSeq lists its product as uncharacterized. The record is from RefSeq and is a predicted model, not a curated record. The transcript has 12 exons. Lineage: Eukaryota; Viridiplantae; Streptophyta; Magnoliopsida; Fabales; Fabaceae. Bases 177 to 1883 code for a protein of 568 amino acids. Gene Ontology annotation, molecular function: protein binding.